Messenger RNA from Cheilinus undulatus (humphead wrasse), 2088 nucleotides. RefSeq names its product ELAV like neuron-specific RNA binding protein 4 (gene elavl4). Gene Ontology annotation, cellular component: ribonucleoprotein complex. Gene Ontology annotation, molecular function: RNA binding. NCBI's taxonomy places the organism in Eukaryota, Metazoa, Chordata, Actinopteri, Labriformes, Labridae. The transcript has 10 exons. The coding region runs from base 44 to 1489 and encodes 481 amino acids. The record is from RefSeq and is a predicted model, not a curated record.
GUCAGACAUAUGGGGCUCAUUAGCUUCCGUGGCUUGACUAGCAAUGAAGAGGGAGACAGAGCAGCAGACGCUCUCUGUAUGUUGCCACGGCAACGGAGCAGGAGGAAGAGGGAGAGGCGCUGUCACCUCCAUCAGCACACUUCAGCAGAGAAACAAGACUUCCGUUAACCGAGAGUCGGGAUCUCCUGCCAUGCCCAUGACUGGCUUCUUCGUCAUCUUUGUGCCACACCCCACUGAGGAGAAGGACAAGCACCUGACCUUGAUGCUCACAUCAGCCCAGCCCUCAUUUUGUCCCUCUGCUGAGGGGUCGACAGAGACACAGUGGCGUCAGGCAGAGCUCCCACAGCUCCAGGGCUGGGCAGAGAAGGGAUUGCUGACACAGCCAAAGAUGAUCAUCAGUAACAUGGAGGCUCCAGUGACAAAUGGCCCCAGUGGAGGAGGCAACACAGCCAACGGGCCAACCACCAACAGCCGUGGCUGCCCCUCACCCAUGCAGACUGGACCCACAAAUGACGACAGCAAGACCAACCUUAUUGUCAACUACCUUCCCCAGAACAUGACCCAAGAGGAGUUCCGCAGCCUGUUCGGCAGCAUCGGAGAGAUCGAGUCCUGCAAGCUGGUUCGCGAUAAGAUCACAGGACAGAGUCUGGGCUACGGAUUUGUCAACUACAUUGAUCCAAAGGACGCAGAGAAAGCCAUCAACACGUUAAAUGGACUCAGACUUCAGACAAAAACGAUCAAGGUGUCAUACGCACGACCAAGCUCAGCCUCCAUUCGAGAUGCUAACUUGUAUGUGAGUGGCUUGCCUAAGACUAUGACUCAAAAGGAGCUGGAGCAGCUCUUCUCCCAGUACGGACGCAUCAUCACCUCCCGUAUCCUCGUCGACCAGGUCACAGGUGGUUCCCGAGGUGUGGGCUUCAUUCGUUUUGAUAAGAGGAUAGAGGCGGAGGAAGCUAUCAAGGGUCUGAAUGGACAGAAGCCAUCAGGCGCUGCUGAGCCCAUCACCGUUAAGUUCGCCAACAACCCCAGCCAGAAGACCAGCCAAGCCCUCUUGUCACAACUCUACCAGUCCCCCAACCGUCGAUACCCAGGCCCCCUCCACCACCAGGCACAGAGGUUCAGGCUGGACAAUUUGCUUAAUAUGGCCUAUGGCGUAAAGAGGUUCUCCCCCAUCACCAUCGACAGCAUGACAAGUCUGGUGGGAAUGAAUAUCCCCGGGCACACAGGCACUGGUUGGUGCAUCUUCGUGUACAACCUGUCCCCUGAUUCAGACGAGAGCGUGCUCUGGCAGCUGUUCGGGCCCUUCGGCGCGGUCAACAAUGUCAAGGUCAUCCGCGACUUCAACACCAACAAGUGCAAAGGCUUUGGCUUCGUCACCAUGACGAAUUACGACGAGGCCGCCAUGGCCAUCGCCAGUCUCAAUGGCUACAGGUUGGGCGACCGUGUCUUGCAAGUCUCCUUCAAGACUAACAAGACACACAAGUCCUGAACUCAAGCAGGUAGAAGCAGUUGCCCCACGACUUUGUCUGCUCCAAAAUUGCCCCAACACCCACCCCACCCCCUCUCCACCUCCACCUUCAACUGUCCCUUAGCCCCUUUACUCACUACCACUACCACCCUACUACAGCCAUCUAACGCAGCAAACUCAAACUCCAACCGGAACACAAAGCAACCGACAAACCAUCAAACAAAUUGAACUAGAAAUGGCUUAUAUUAUAACUUUGGACCUAUAAGCCAAUGUUGCCUAAGUAUUACAAAAAUGAAAUGAUGAAAAUGUUCAUGAGUUUUUUGGAAGCUCCUGUGAUAAUGCAGGCUUCUCUUUGUUGUAUAUUCUUUCUGUUUGUUGUGGUUGUUCAAAUGAUUUUCUCUUCUGUGUAAACAGUAGCAAACCCCCGUAUCCCCUUAUUUCAGAGAAGAGAAUGUCCUUUUUAGAUUGAAACCUUUUCUCUGUCUUGAUUCAGGAUUUGUUUUUCUUUUGUAAAUCCGGAUCCACUGUCGUUAGUAUUAUAUAUACCUCCCUGUCAGUGUAGGGGAGGAGGCUCUUUUUUAAAUUGGUGAACCAUUCAUUCAUUUUUAGUGUGUAUUAAA